UUUGUUUUGAAUUAAAAUAAGUUAUCAACUAUGGAAGAGCAACUGAUAGCGGAAGUGCGUAAACGAAGCUACCUGUACGAUCACAAAUCGCCGAUGUGCAGAGAUAAGCACCGACGGUACGCUACGUGGGAAGAGAUCGGAAAAAAGCUAAAUCUGAGUGCGCGUUCGACAAAAGACGCAUGGGAGAAGCUACGCCGGUGUCAUUGGAAUGCAAUCAGUCGACGCAAACGGGCGACCGAAUAUGGAGAAAAACCUUUGGCCCCCUGGAAACAUGAAGAGGACAUGGCUUUUCUGCUGCCUCACUGCACACGACGCAACACGGGUAAAUCAGAACCGAACGACGACACUGACCUUACCUUCGACGGCUUUGACGAAACGAAGUCACGCGAUUUCGAUCCCCUGGAAGAGGUGACCCUGGUGAAAAAUGAAGUUCCUGCCAUUCAUCUCGAUUCGGACAGUCCCAAUCACAACGUCUUGUAUGAAAGCAAUAGACGCGUCAGCGUCGCUGGCAUGGAAAGCAAAGGACCGGAAAAAAAGAAACCCCGAUUCCAUGAACCGCAGCCACGGCCCGAACCAUCAUCACCGUACGCCGAUCUGGAUGAGAUUGAUUUGUUUUUCCUCAGUAUGGCCAAAACCACGAAAACGCUUUCGGCCAUCGAGCAGGCCAAAGUGAAGCUACAGGUGAGUCAAACGGUGUUUCAAGCGCAAAUCGCAUGCGUCACCACUCAGCAGACGCCGCCGGCGUCGUGCAUAACCGAACCUAAGCGGUCCGAUUCGGCUGCCUCCCUCAAUUUAGACUUUUGAUAACUCACU
Messenger RNA from Sabethes cyaneus, 813 nucleotides. RefSeq lists its product as uncharacterized. Gene Ontology annotation, molecular function: DNA binding. Gene Ontology annotation, biological process: regulation of transcription by RNA polymerase II. NCBI's taxonomy places the organism in Eukaryota, Metazoa, Arthropoda, Insecta, Diptera, Culicidae. The record is from RefSeq and is a predicted model, not a curated record. The coding region runs from base 31 to 804 and encodes 257 amino acids. The transcript is spliced from 2 exons. Gene Ontology annotation, cellular component: nucleus; transcription regulator complex.